UUAAAAUCACAAAAAAAAAUACCAAAAACUUAUCUCGCAAAUUGGGAACUUCUUCAACAAUGGCUUACGAACCCAAUUUUAAAAAUACAAGUAGAAUAUCUCAUAAAAUUUGGGAAACAAGUUUAUGAGCCAAUGAUGAAUUUUUUAAUUAGUUCUGAUAAAGAACCACGAAUUCUUCAGCCCGACGGUCAACUAACGCCACUUUUCUCUAGUUGCAGAGCUCAUGAAAUGUCUGAUGCAAUUGUUAAAUGGAUAGGGAAUUUAUAUAGAGUUAGAGAUAAUAUUUGCUCACUUUUUGAUAAAGAAUUAUGCGAUGCUAUUGAUAUUUUUGAUAAAGAAGAUUUUGGAAAUUUUUUUAAUAAUUUAGAAGCUGGUAUUGAUACGGCUAUAAAUUCUUUGGAUAAGUAG
This is a messenger RNA of Racocetra persica, 408 nucleotides long. The record is from the annotation of a GenBank genome assembly. Lineage: Eukaryota; Fungi; Glomeromycota; Glomeromycetes; Diversisporales; Gigasporaceae.